This is a messenger RNA of Macaca mulatta (Rhesus monkey), 1014 nucleotides long. RefSeq names its product claudin 19 (gene CLDN19). The record is from RefSeq and is a predicted model, not a curated record. NCBI's taxonomy places the organism in Eukaryota, Metazoa, Chordata, Mammalia, Primates, Cercopithecidae. Gene Ontology annotation, cellular component: membrane; bicellular tight junction. Gene Ontology annotation, molecular function: structural molecule activity.
UUCCCUAUCCCUGGGGAACGGGGCGGGGCAGGGACACCACCUGGGCCAUGGGCCGGCCCUCCGCCCCCAGGGGGCUGGGCAUGAGCUUUGCUGGGGACCCUGCUCUGGCUUAGGCGGCUGCUGUGGGCGGGCCCUGGCCUUUUCCAGCCCCUGGGCCUCCCCCUGCAUUCUGGAGUCCAGAGCCACUGCCUUUGCUCCAGCCGCUGCCGCCCCACCACCUCUCCUUCUCUGCCUCUGACCCUCCUUCUCACUGCUCCCCCUGCCCAAUUGCUCCUCCCACCUGGCCAUGACCACAGCCCCUGCUGGGACCCUGGCCCAGCUCUGAGUCCCGGGACCCUCGGUCCCCUCCCUCAGGCCAUGGCCAACUCAGGCCUCCAGCUCCUGGGCUACUUCUUGGCCCUGGGUGGCUGGGUGGGCAUCAUUGCUAGCACAGCCCUGCCGCAGUGGAAGCAGUCUUCCUACGCAGGCGACGCCAUCAUCACCGCCGUGGGCCUCUAUGAAGGGCUCUGGAUGUCCUGCGCCUCCCAGAGCACCGGGCAAGUGCAGUGCAAGCUCUACGACUCGCUGCUCGCCCUGGACGGUCACAUCCAAUCAGCGCGGGCCCUGAUGGUGGUGGCCGUGCUCCUGGGCUUCGUGGCCAUGGUCCUCAGCGUAGUUGGCAUGAAGUGCACACGGGUGGGAGACAGCAACCCCAUUGCCAAGGGCCGUGUCGCCAUCGCCGGGGGAGCCCUCUUCAUCCUGGCAGGUAUGAAUUUGGCCCAGCCCUGUUUGUGGGCUGGGCCUCAGCUGGCCUGGCCGUGCUGGGGGGCUCCUUCCUCUGCUGCACGUGCCCGGAGCCAGAGAGACCCAACAGCAGCCCGCAGCCCUAUCGGCCUGGACCCUCUGCUGCUGCCCGAGAGUACGUCUGAGCUCCUCCUGCCCUGGCCAGCCCCCCGCCCGGUGGCCCCCUCGUCCAGCAUCCAGCCAGCCUCGCAGCACCCUGGGCAGGGCCACUGGGCCAUAGGAUGGGCAUAG